This is a messenger RNA of Vigna radiata var. radiata (mung bean), 666 nucleotides long. Its product is annotated as probable ascorbate-specific transmembrane electron transporter 1. NCBI's taxonomy places the organism in Eukaryota, Viridiplantae, Streptophyta, Magnoliopsida, Fabales, Fabaceae. Gene Ontology annotation, molecular function: oxidoreductase activity. The transcript has 4 exons. Bases 1 to 666 code for a protein of 221 amino acids. The record is from RefSeq and is a predicted model, not a curated record.
AUGGGUGGUGGGUUUCAAGUUGGAGCAGCUUCAAUUACCAUAGUUGCUCAUUUGUUGUUCAUAGCAAUAACAAGCCUUUUACUAGUUUGGUUGCUACACUUCCGAGAAGGUGUUGCCUUCUUCAGCUCUUCCAACCCAACCAAGAUUUUCAAUCUCCAUCCACUUCUAAUGGUGAUUGGAUUCAUUUUAGUUGGUGGAGAAGGUAUGAUGAUAUACAAGUCUGUGGCUAAAAAAAGGAGGUCAGUGAAAGUGAUUCACCUGNUAUUACAUCUGGUAGCUAUGGUGGCUGGAAUUCUAGGGAUCAUAGCAGUUUUCAAAUCAAAGAAAGAAGUUGGUCUUCCUAAUAUGUAUACAUUACACUCUUGGCUAGGCAUGUCAGCAAUAUGCCUAUUUGGUUUACAGUAUAUCAUAGGGUUCUUCUCUUAUUUCUUCCCUGGUGCAGAAAUGCAUACUAGAGCUUCCCUUCUGCCAUGGCAUAGGUUUGUGGGCAUGGCCAUAUUCCUUCUUGCAGUUGCCACAGCUGAGACUGGUUUACUUCAAUAUUUUCAGUUUUUAAACCUUUUUCGUAGCCAAGAGGCUCUCAUAGUCAAUUUCACUGCUCUCUUGCUCUUCCUCUAUGCUUUCUUUGUUGCUCUCUCUGUCACUCUCCCAGCAAAUUAUUCCUAA